GAGGCUUUCGGCAUGCUUGCUUGUGCUCCUUCCUUUAAGCAGGUCUUGCAUUUUUCCAAACAUACUGCAAAUUCUGAAGUUCCGGAAUGAAAGUCCUCCUCGCAGCUGAGAAAUAAGAAGGCUGGUGGUUUCGAAUGCCUUUUUCUGGGGACAAGCCUGCAAUUAGCAUCCCAAAGCAUCAAGAUGCAUCAUGAGACAAGGGGUUUCAGUUAACACCCACCGGUCACUUAAUUUCCUUUGCCGUUCCGGCUCCGCUGACAACUUUUUUGUAUGGGAAGCAAAAUACCAGUUAGACCCAUUUAACUUUCCUUUAGACUGCAUGGUGGCUUGGCAGCUGAUUGGCAUGAAACACUGUCUGGAACAAUGUUGACUUUGGAAUGGGAAUCCGAGGGGCUGCAAACAGUGGGCAUUGUUGUGAUUAUCUUUGCGUCUCUGAAGCUGCUCCAUUUGCUUGGACUGAUCGACUUUUCGGAAGACAGCAUAGAAGAUGAAAUGGAAAUGGCCACUGUACGGCAUCGACCUGAAGCCCUUGAACUGUUGGAAGCACAGAGCAAAUUCACAAAGAAAGAACUUCAGAUUCUAUAUAGGGGAUUCAAAAAUGAAUGUCCCAGUGGGAUUGUUAAUGAAGAGACCUUCAAAGAGAUUUACUCUCAGUUCUUCCCACAGGGAGAUUCCACAACAUAUGCACAUUUUCUGUUCAAUGCAUUUGACACAGAUCAUAAUGGAUGUGUGAGUUUUGAGGAUUUUGUCAUGGGCCUUUCAAUUUUGCUUCGAGGGACAGUGCAGGAAAAACUCAACUGGGCUUUCAAUUUGUAUGAUAUAAACAAAGAUGGCUAUAUAACGAAAGAGGAAAUGCUUGAUAUAAUGAAGGCUAUAUAUGAUAUGAUGGGGAAAUGCACUUAUCCUGUUCUUAGAGAGGAUGCCCCAAGACAACACGUGGAAACAUUUUUCCAGAAGAUGGACAAGAACAAAGAUGGUGUGGUUACCAUAGAUGAAUUCAUUGAAAGCUGCCAAAAAGAUGAAAACAUAAUGCGUUCCAUGCAACUCUUUGAAAAUGUAAUUUAACCUCAUGCAGCUCUCCCUUCGAUCAGUGGACAAUAUGAACAAUUCUGUAGCAACACAUCUAUAAACGUUGCCACUUAUGAAACAGGAUUGUCAGCUUUACACUGAGAUGUCUAUAAUGCAAAUAAGCUUUGUUUAAUUAAAGCCUUCCUUCUGAGACUGUAUUUUUCCACUAGCUGAGGUAAAGCAAAGUCAUUAAACGACGCUCUCGUAGUUGUUUUUAAAAUGUCCUUUGGUCCGUAGAACAACCCAAAGAAAACAGCAAUAGGGAAAUUGCAUUAUUGUCGUCAUUCCAACUUUAACAGAAGAGGUCUUGG
This is a messenger RNA of Candoia aspera, 1379 nucleotides long. It is a transcript of the gene KCNIP4, whose product is annotated as potassium voltage-gated channel interacting protein 4. Gene Ontology annotation, biological process: regulation of potassium ion transmembrane transport. Gene Ontology annotation, molecular function: calcium ion binding; potassium channel regulator activity. Gene Ontology annotation, cellular component: voltage-gated potassium channel complex. The transcript is spliced from 8 exons. NCBI's taxonomy places the organism in Eukaryota, Metazoa, Chordata, Lepidosauria, Squamata, Candoiidae. The record is from RefSeq and is a predicted model, not a curated record. Bases 364 to 1065 code for a protein of 233 amino acids.